AUGGGGAAAGAAGGGAAGCCUUAUGGAGGAUUCGGGAGAAGAAGGCUUGUGUACCCACGUCUAAUAGAGGCUCGAAAUUACGGCAGUCAGCUAACGCUGUUUAUCAAUGAAGAGAUUACUUUAUCACUGGGACCAGCGGAUAUUUUUCCGGAGACGUUUUUGUUGCAGUAUGACGAAGGGGCAAGCCGGGUGAUACAUAAUAUGAAUGGAACGGAGCUUAACAAAAUGGUAUAUCAUGACACGGACCAAAGGGCGGCCGUAUCUGUCGAAAGAGAUAAAGGACUGCGUGUGCAUGGAAUUAUCCGCGAUUCACUACGUAUAAGACCAGUUAUUAUUGUAGAGCGAUCUAGUGCCGGACACAUUGCACACGAAAUUUUUAGUGUUGAUGAGCACUUUUCAAAUACACGGGACGAUUAUCUUGAAGUUCCACCACUUCAGCCAGCUCAACUCAUCAAGGAAAGGAGUAUAACAGUUCCCAGCACGGUGAGGCCUGAAAUAAUGAUGUUGGUGGAUACUACGAGGAACAAGAAUCUAAAAAGACCCAUAAAGGUGGCACUUUACGCAGGCGUACUUAUGGCUUCUGUCAACAUACGGUAUUCAUCUAUGACCGACCCAAAAUUGAAAACAAGGUUAUGUUUCGUUAAAAUUCUGUCGAAGAAACUAACAAGAGAUUUGUAUAAAUAUGUAACUUAUCAAGGUACCGAAUACCUGGACGCGUCUGCUACGCUUGAUAGCCUGAAACAGGAAGUACGAAAAACAUCAUAUGAAAAAUACGAUGCUGUUCUCCUAUUAACAAAAUUCGGUGUGCCAGUACCAAGACCACAUGGUCGUUCCUGGACAUCUAUGUCUUCAGGUAUUGCAUAUCUUGCCGGUGUGUGCUUAGAAGGUAAAGUGGCACUUUUGGAAGAUGAUGGCUUGUCCCACUCAGGAGUUUAUACCGCUGCUCAUGAACUGGGCCACUUGCUUGGAUGCCCACAUGACGGGGGACAAGCGCCUCCCAGUCUCCCAAACUCUCCUGGGGCGGCAUCAUGUUCGGACAGCGAUGGAUUUUUAAUGACCUCAGCCAUUACGGACACGAGCAAUAAAAAUAUCUACCAGCUAUCAUCAUGCUCCAAAGAACAGAUACGCUAUGUUGCGGAGCACGACGAUUAUGAAUGCCUGCGAAAGAGAACGCUUAGAAGCGAUUUAUCAACCGACAGGCUACCUGGCAGUGUUACGACUCCAAACGAAACUUGUGAAAUGAAUCUUCGAGCCUUCAAUCGUUCUGGUGGAUAUCAUGAAGAUAAGGACGGAAUGCUGGAGAGGUGCGUUCUAUAUUGUACAACGAGUCCUGAUCAGGAUGGCCGUUUUUCGCUUUUGAAUGUCACAGCACCGGACGGGACACGUUGCAGCGACUCAAAGCCCCCGAAGCUCUGCAUAGCUGAAGAAUGCGUUGACUGGAUAUAA
This is a messenger RNA of Ixodes scapularis (black-legged tick), 1446 nucleotides long. Its product is annotated as A disintegrin and metalloproteinase with thrombospondin motifs 5-like. The transcript is spliced from 14 exons. Lineage: Eukaryota; Metazoa; Arthropoda; Arachnida; Ixodida; Ixodidae. The record is from RefSeq and is a predicted model, not a curated record. Gene Ontology annotation, biological process: proteolysis. Bases 1 to 1446 code for a protein of 481 amino acids. Gene Ontology annotation, molecular function: metalloendopeptidase activity.